Lodderomyces orthopsilosis Co 90-125 is the source of this 1674-nucleotide messenger RNA. RefSeq lists its product as uncharacterized. NCBI's taxonomy places the organism in Eukaryota, Fungi, Ascomycota, Pichiomycetes, Serinales, Debaryomycetaceae. The coding region runs from base 1 to 1674 and encodes 557 amino acids. The record is from RefSeq and is a predicted model, not a curated record. The transcript has a single exon.
AUGACUGAGACAUAUCAUCAACUACAUGUAUCACUAAAUACGCCAAUUAAAAAGAUCAGAAACUUGAAUUUAAAUUCAUCACCAGUUAAUUAUGACAUACACGAGGAUAGACAAGAUGAUCACCUGCACCACCACCAAUGCCCAUCUUACCUUCUGCAGGGGACCCAUUCUACUUUCCCAACACAACCUCAAGCAUCAACAAAACUAUAUCCAAGUUUAGAUCUACAAAAAUCACCAACCGAGUCGUCCAUGUUGAAUAAAGGAUACUCGCAUAAACUAACCAACAAUGUGCUUUCGGAAUUACACAUGCGGGCUCAGCAAAUUACCACGGGCCAGAAUGGUAGUGACAACAUACAAUCAUCAAAUACUUCACCACUGUAUGGAAUGGAUGACCAAGUGAGUCAACGAAGAAAUAAACGUUAUAGUGGAGUACACAUGAGCAAAUUUAAACAAAUGGAAUCGAUAUCACACCAUUAUUCAGUACACAAUAGAAACAAGACACCAUCACCACAAAAACUGCAACCCGAGGAUGGAACAGAAGGGACUAACUCCAAUGGCACAAUUGAAAGUGCCAGUAAACGAAGACGAACAUUGAAUGGAAAUAAUGAAAUAAUGGCUAUUCCCAUUUUACAUCAACAACAAAAACGACAACCACUGAACUUUACUGAGAACCGGAAGAUUUCACCCAACAAGAUAUCACCAAGUAAAGCCUCGUAUAAUUUGAAUUCGAUCUUGAGACAGACAACGGAUACUGGAUCUCCUAACAAAGAAAUAUGGACACAACCACCACCAAAAGUGCCUCAAUUGAAGAAACGACCUAGUUCAUUGGAAAUGGCGGGUGUGAUUAAUUCAUCACCGACAAGAUAUAAUGAAACAGGUUCGGGAACUUUGAAGUCUCUGAUGUUACAAAUGGAUAAACCAACCAGUAAUAACAAUGUAUCGAGCUUGCUUAAGGAGCCUAGUAAAUUCAACGGUAGUGCUCAGCAGCAUGAUAAUAGCCAUAAUUUACCAAAUAGACCCGGUUCUUCUCGAUCAUUCGUCAAGCCCAGUUCUCCUCAACAACAACAACUAUCUUUACAUAAAAAGUCCCUGAUACCCCAAUUACAAAAGAAAUCGAGCAUACCCCAAUUACAAAAGAAAUCGAGCAUACCCCAAUUACAAAAGAAAUCGAGCAUACACCAAUUGCCAAAGAAACCACUGAUACCCCAGUUACAAAAGAAGACUAGCAUUCCUCAACUACAAAGGAAACCACUGAUACCCCAAUUUCACCAUAAUGACCAAUCCAAUAGAAAUGCAACAACAUCAUCAAUGAAGACAGCUAUGAAACCCCCAACAUCAAUAAACCUUCAUCACCAAAAUCAAACCUUACAACUGUCAACAAAGCAUCUUAAUGAGGCUUCAACUCAACCCUUUAUUUCACGAAUGAGUCCAUCAAAGUCAUUUUCAUCAUUCAAACAGCAUACCCUGCAAGGUGGAAACGCAGUACUGCACAAAAAUCAACCGCAAUCAAACAUUCAUGGUGGUCAAAGAGUGGAUACAUCAAAAGCAACGACAUUACCUAAAUCAAAAUCAAUCACUAUUCCUCAACCAUUUUCAUUAUAUGACAAACCAACAAUUUCAUCAUCCCAGAAAUCAUUGAACAAGUAUCAACGAUUCAAAGAGAAAUUUAAUUAA